AAGUGAGGUUAAGUUCGGUUCGACCACAAAAAAGUGUUUUUUGUUACCUAGUGGUUUAACAUGAAGAAAAGUUCGGCUGAAAAUUCGUCGAUGACGGAGGAAGACCGAUUAAAACUGGCUAAAAAAUUGGACUCGGAUUUGGAUGAAUUUAUUCAAAAUCUGCCUCGGAAAAAAUACGAGGACGGUUGGCGUGAGGAUGAAUGGGAAGAAGAAAUGGCUAAGCAUCCGUUUUUCAUGAAGGAACCACCCAAACCCGGAGAUAAAUUGCAUCCAUUGAUGGAAGGGUUGCAGAAAUUGAAAUAUGAUCCUGAAGAGAACGAACCACCCGAAUUGGCGAUAUCAUAUAAGGAGGACGGUAAUUUUAAUUUCAAACAUAAAAACUAUAGGCUCGCCAUAGUCGCUUACACGGAAGGAAUUAAGCAAAAGUGUGGCGAUGCAGAAAUUGAAGCGACUUUGUAUAACAAUAGAGCUGCCGCGCAUUACUUUUUAAAAAACUAUAGGUCAUCGUUAAGAGACUGUGAGUUGGCUUUAAAAGUUAAGCCAGAUUACAAGAAGGCACUAAACCGGGCAGCUUAUUGUUGUUUGGAAAUAUUACAAUUUAACAAGGCCAUUGAAUUCUGUGACAAACUUUUAAAUGUAGAUAAAAGUGACACGGAGAUUCUGCAGUUGAGAAAAAAGUGUUUAAAUUUAUUGAAGGUCAAAGAGAGGGAUCAAAGACGAAAGGAAACUGCUUUCAAGAAAGAUAAACAAAAGGAAGAGAAGCUAAUAAACGAAAUAUUGAAGAGAGGUUAUAAAUUGGAUGGUGGCAAGAGUGGGACAAUUGAGCUGAGUCAAUUAGAACCAUGUUUUCCGGAACUUGUGAAUCACCGUGUAUACUUGGACGAAGGGACCAACUCUUUAAUUUGGCCGGUGGCUUUGGUUUAUCCAGAAUAUAAAGUAAUUGAUUACAUUGAAGAGUUUUCUGAAAACCACAGAAUUGUUGAUCAUUUGAGUGUAGUUUUCGAACAAUGUCCCGAAUGGGAUCAGGAAAAAAAAUACACCUUGCAAAACCUUAGCAUCUAUUAUGAAGACAGCAAAGGAAAAGUAGUUAAAAUUAACCCAGGCAGUUUAUUAAAAGAUGUGCUAAAGCAGGAUAGGUUUCUUAUCAAAGGUGGCAGCCCUUCACUUUUUAUUGUAGUCAAAGAUAGUGAAAUAGAAAAACAAUUGUUAACACAAUAAGAGUAAUAAAUAUUUUUAAAUAAACGGC
This is a messenger RNA of Cylas formicarius (sweet potato weevil), 1246 nucleotides long. It is a transcript of the gene Dpit47, whose product is annotated as DNA polymerase interacting tetratricopeptide repeat-containing, protein of 47 kDa. Gene Ontology annotation, molecular function: Hsp90 protein binding. The coding region runs from base 61 to 1218 and encodes 385 amino acids. The transcript has 7 exons. The record is from RefSeq and is a predicted model, not a curated record. Lineage: Eukaryota; Metazoa; Arthropoda; Insecta; Coleoptera; Brentidae.